Mytilinidion resinicola is the source of this 690-nucleotide messenger RNA. RefSeq lists its product as uncharacterized. Lineage: Eukaryota; Fungi; Ascomycota; Dothideomycetes; Mytilinidiales; Mytilinidiaceae. Bases 177 to 359 code for a protein of 60 amino acids. The transcript has a single exon. The record is from RefSeq and is a predicted model, not a curated record.
ACAAAGGGGUGUAAGCACACGAACUGAAAUACGGGCAUUUGAGAAGGCUUCCAGCACCUGCAUACACAUGUGAUGGUCUCUGGACAUCCUCAGCCUGACGUCCUGGACAACCUCUAUGUAAAACUCAUUCAUUCUGCGUAGAUAGACAUCCCCUUACUACAUAGCAUCCAGUCACCAUGUCCUGUCCCUAUCAUCAAAAGGAUCAAGACUACACCCCAGUAGUGCCCCCACCAUCAAUCUCUCCCAACACAUUCAGCGCCCAAACCUUCACCAUCUCCGCGCCUAGCUCCGGCAAAGUCAACGCCACAAGCUCCAACAUCACAACCAGAACGCCCAUUUCGGCACCAUCUACGCCGUAAGCUGCAACAUUGACGUUAAGAAAUCCAGUACCGGUUUCAUCAGAAGCCUAAGAACCUGCACUAUCAAAAUCUAUGCAUACGGUGCAGCCGACAUCACGGACCCUCAGAACUGCGACAUCUACAUUCUCGAGGACGGCAACGCUGUGAUCAACGAACCUCAGAGUUGCAGAAUAAUCCUUUCUCAAGGAUCUAAUGGCGUUGUCGCGAAUUCUGUAAACUGCAAUAUGGCGGUAGCAGGGGCUUGUGAUGUUAAGAUCAGAAAUCCGCACUCCGGCGAGAUUACGGUGGGCAACGAGUGCUGUUGUGAGAAGUAGGAAUGACAUGCAAGAGG